AGUACAAAAAUAAUAAUAACAAUGUUUGCUAAUAAUGAUUUAUGUUUCUACUACGCUUAUAGUGGGUCAUAAUAUAACAUUUUGCAAUAAGAUUGGGCUCUGAGAUGUUAUUGCGCCACUAGUGGCGACCUUACGUAUUACAGAAAACAGUGGAUCAACUUUCUUUGCAAAAUGGACGAUACACAACAAGAUAUCUGUAGAGUGUGCAGGUCAGAAGGCUCACUAGAAAAACCUUUGUUUCACCCGUGCAUUUGUACAGGAAGCAUAAAAUAUAUUCAUCAAGAAUGCUUAGUUCAGUGGCUGAAGUACAGCAGGAAGGAAUUUUGUGAGUUGUGUAACCACAGAUUUUCUUUCAUGCCAAUUUAUUCCCCAGAUAUGCCCCAGAGGUUGCCAGUAAAAGAUAUCUUCAGUGGUCUUCUUACGAGCCUUGGUACGGCAAUACGAUACUGGCUACAUUACACUCUCGUGGCUUUUGCUUGGCUAGGCGUUGUACCUCUUACAGCAUGUCGGAUAUACCGUUGCUUGUUCACUGGCUCAGUAAGUUCACUUCUAACUUUACCACUGGACAUGUUAUCAACUGAGAACCUGGUUGCAGACAGCUUCUAUGGCUGCUGUGUAGUGACGUGCACACUGUGUGCCUUUAUUAGCUUAGUAUGGCUACGAGAGCAGAUACUUCAUGGAGGAGGACCUGAAUGGCUAGAACAAGAACAAGACCCACCACUGAUGCCACAGCCACUAGCUGUAGCAGAUGGUGAUCUUGUGCUUGUCCCAGCAAACAACAAUGUUGAAGAUCAACAACUUCCACCUGCAGAGGGUGCUGCUGAAGUAGAUGGUGAUGAGGCAGAUGGUCCAGAUCUUGAAGUAAAUGAUGGAAAUAAUGGUGCUCAAGGUGUGUUUAAAGAAGAAAAAUGGGAAAACAAUGUGAUCAUGUGCUGUUUUAAUCUUCUUGGGCUUGAUGGCUCCCUGGUGUUUUUGGAACAUGUGUUUUGGGUGGUCUCUCUCAACACUUUGUUUAUCCUUGUAUUUGCAUUUUGUCCAUAUCAUAUUGGACAUUUUACUUUGGUUGGAUUUAAGUUAAAGGAUUAUGUGACUGCAUCUCAGUUUGAAGGUUUACUAACGACCUUAAGUGGCUAUGUGGUUAUUGGCCUUGUGCUUAUUCUUCUUCAUGGAGUAGCAUCUCUUGUGAAGCUUAGAAAAACCAAACAACUGCUGGGACUCUGUUAUGUUGUUGUCAAAGUUUCUCUCCUAUCUGUGCUGGAAAUUGGUGUAUUCCCUCUUAUGUGUGGGUGGUGGUUGGACAUCUGUUCUCUUACAAUACUCGACACUAGUCUGCAAGACAGGGAAGCCAGCUUUAAGGCAGCUCCUGGCACCUUCAUGUUCAUUCACUGGCUAGUGGGUAUGGUCUACGUUUUUUACUUUGCCUCUUUUAUUCUUCUGUUGCGAGAAGUGCUGCGGCCGGGUGCACUGUGGUUCCUUCCUAACUUGUAUGAUCCGGACUUCAACCCUAUUCAAGAGAUGGUUCGUUUGCCUAUUCUACGACAUAUACGGAGGUUUUUGGCAUCAAUAGUUAUCUUUGGCAUGGUAGUUCUGCUAAUGGUGUGGGUCCCGGUGCAGUUAAUCAGGAAGGUGUUCCCAGAGUUCUUGCCGUACAAUGUUGUUUUAUCAAGUGAAACACCUGUAAGCGAGUUGUCUCUAGAACUGAUUCUGCUACAAGUUGUCCUUCCAGCUGUCCUUGAGCAGGGCCAUACUAGGCAGUGGUUAAAAUCUUUUGUUCGUGGAUGGUGCAUCGCUGUCUCCUAUGUCCUUGAACUGCGCUCCUAUUUACUGGGAGAUGUGCCUCUAGCAGGUGAAGAUGACAAACAGCCAAGGGAGGAGCAGGAAGCUCAAGAAGAAAGGCCCAAUGUUAAUGUUGGAGAUCAAGGGAAUCCAGUGCCAGAUGGAUUUCAAGUACAACCCCUGGGGAUUGCUCAUCAAGAAAUGCUCCACGGCGCUGGACCAGUCACUUUUCAGCCAUACUAUCAACCACGUUUUUUUGCUUUUAGACUAGUCUGUCUCUUGGGAUUUAUCUGCUUGAGUUUGUUCAUUGGAAGUCUGAUCAUGCUUACUUUGCCAGGUAUGGUAUGGAGCAAUGAUGGGUUUGGGUUUAGGUUAAGCAACUGGUUCCAAGCACUUGCUAGUGAUGAGGGGGAGCAGGUCAGGAUAGGAAAGGACAAUGUAAAGGAUAGGAAAGUUAUAGUUAUAGGUGACUCUCUAGUUAGGAAAAUCAGAAAGUUUAAGAUUGGUGGUGUGAAUGCUUUUUACAAGCUGACCUCCAAGUCUCUUCUUGCUACCAGUGUCCUCCUUGGUGUGAUUCCUCUGUUGAUGGGUCUGUUGUUUGACCUGGUCAUUAUCAUUCCACUAAGAGUUUCCUUACACCAAACACCUAUUCUGUAUAUUUGGCAGGAUUGGGCUUUAGGAGUUCUCCACACAAAAAUUGUUUGUGCUGUUACACUAAUGGGACCUAACUGGUGGCUGAAGAGACUCUUAGAACAAGUUUACCAUGAUGGCAUUCGAAACAUCAGCUUGAAACUCAUAAUCAUGGACUUGGCAUUGCCAGUUAUCAUCACCUUGGGCUCAACCCUUGCCCUGCCGUACUUGUUUUCCUGUAGUAUAUUACCUAUGUUUGGUGCUGGGUUUGAAAUGCAGAACUUGAUCUUCAGACGGAUCUACCCAUCUUUGCUAGCUUCCGUGGUUAUUGCAGGAAUAAUUGUAUUCCAAGUGAUGCAGUUCUUUUAUUUAUAUGAACAUAUAAGAAACGACAAUGUGUCCAACAUCUUUACUUCUGACUGGGUAUUAGCAGGUUGGACAGCUGAAUAG
Limulus polyphemus (Atlantic horseshoe crab) is the source of this 2856-nucleotide messenger RNA. RefSeq names its product E3 ubiquitin-protein ligase MARCH6-like. Gene Ontology annotation, molecular function: zinc ion binding. Gene Ontology annotation, cellular component: endoplasmic reticulum membrane. The coding region runs from base 172 to 2856 and encodes 894 amino acids. NCBI's taxonomy places the organism in Eukaryota, Metazoa, Arthropoda, Merostomata, Xiphosura, Limulidae. The transcript has 23 exons. The record is from RefSeq and is a predicted model, not a curated record.